AUGCCAGUAAUCCUCAAGCAGCCUCCGCGCACGACAUCGCGCACGCCCACCAUCAUAGCCGGACACUCUGCAACUCAAACUCUCGAACCUUAUCUGGGCGCCCCAAUAAGUGAUCUGAAUGUCAAUAACAUCACAAAUGUCACAAACACCUCGCCCCGGACUAUACCCAUUGUGGUAGAUGUGCGAAAUCAAAUCCCUCCCCCGCCUGUAAAUGCAACUGCUACAGUAUACAAUACCACUCUCACUCCCCAAGAUACCCCGUUGACCAGCCCCAAUGCAAAAUGCGAUAACGAUACCGGAUUCGACCGCGAGCAAUGUUACUCGCAACCAAGUUAG
Molecule: messenger RNA, 336 nt
Organism: Serpula lacrymans var. lacrymans S7.9
Lineage: Eukaryota; Fungi; Basidiomycota; Agaricomycetes; Boletales; Serpulaceae
Exons: 2
Coding region: 1-336 (111 amino acids)
Source: RefSeq, a predicted model, not a curated record